AUGACACUGCCAUGGCCUGCGAGCGGCAGGCAGCGUCCUAUGCGGCAGCCCUCUGCCGUAUCGUCUGGUAUCUUGGAGGAGGAUGCCACGACCAUCAUGCUCCGAUCAUUGCCGGCCUCCACAAGUGUUCGUUCGCUCCUGCAUGUGCUGGAACCACUAGGGCGAGCUGUGUACGACUUCGUCUACCUCCCAAGGUGUACUCGGCAACGUCAUCGGAUUGUGGAGCUGGCAUUUCUGAAUUUCGCGGAUCCAGUGGCUGCGCGAGCAGCUGUUCAAAUCUUCUUUCGCCAUGCGCUUUCAGAGCCAUCGUGGGGGCGCACCCGAAUAUCCCAAGCAAGACUUCAAGGCUUGCCAAACAACUUGGCGUACUACUGCUUGCGAUUCGGCUCGGACGCCCCGCUAGACGGCCCUGAUGCUCCUUUGGUUUUUGCAUUUGGAAGUCGCGUGCCACUGCAAGUGGCAGUGCAGCGGCUCGUGACGGAGGAAGCAUUGCGCACAGCGCAGCAACUUCUUGACACGGAGGGCCAGCGACGCAGAGAGGAGGGUCUCAGCAUAGUCGACAUGGACUGGAGCCGGGUACGAGACGAAAGACAUGGAACUCCGAUGAUGCCUUCAGAGCCUUCACCGAAUUCGAGUAUGCCGAUGCCCGUGUUCAGGGGAAUCAUGCCGCGCAUAACCUCGGAAAUGUUCUUUGUCGGGGAUUUGGGCAUGGAAGACACAGAUCAUCUGCUCAGGCUGAUUCGUGAACACGAACGCCGCCACGGGCUUGUGAUAUUCAUGUUCUGA
Molecule: messenger RNA, 786 nt
Organism: Symbiodinium sp. CCMP2456
Lineage: Eukaryota; Dinophyceae; Suessiales; Symbiodiniaceae
Source: the annotation of a GenBank genome assembly